Molecule: messenger RNA, 3331 nt
Organism: Salvelinus sp. IW2-2015
Lineage: Eukaryota; Metazoa; Chordata; Actinopteri; Salmoniformes; Salmonidae
Gene: slc38a12
Product: transmembrane protein 104
Source: RefSeq, a predicted model, not a curated record
UACAUUAAAUAUGAUACUUUACUCUGAGAAUUUUUGUGUUUUAGUUUGCAUACAACUAAGUAAAAUAUGGGUUUGAUUUUGUCUACAUUGUCAAAUUAAAGGAAAUUUGAGCUUUAUUUUACCGUAAAAGCUUCCCUUUCAACUCUCCUAGUAGAUAGCCUCAAGGGAGCCUUGAUUUAAUCUGCAUGAGGCUAUAACAGUCCCUCUGUGGGAGCUGAUGUUACCUUUUGAAAUGUCGUACACACACACUACUUGUUUGUUUUGGUGUUGUCACAUCACUUAACUCCAGUACCCGCUGUUUUUCUGUGUGUCUUUCAGCGUUCACCAUGAUGAUUAUCCUGGCUCUGAUCCGUAUUGGUAAAGGCCGGGGCGAAGGCCACCCCCGUAUYGCCCAGAUCUCUGGYGUGCCAAACCUGUUUGGAGUGUGUGUCUACUCCUUCAUGUGCCAGCACUCCCUGCCCUCCCUGGUGACGCCCAUCUCUGAUAAGAGGCGUGUGGGUACCCUGGUGGUGUGUGACUAUGUCCUCAUCCUUGGCUUCUACGGCCUGCUCUCCUUCACAGCCAUCUUCUGCUURGACAGCUCCCUGCUGCACGACAUGUACACCCUCAACUUCACUGACAACUGUGACGUGCUGGACAUCCCCGCUUUGCGCUACUUCCUGGGCCUCUUCCCCGUCUUCACCAUCAGCACCAACUUCCCCAUCAUCGCAGUCACGCUGCGCAACAACUGGAAGACCCUCUUCCACCGRGACGGGGGCACCUACCCCUGGGUGGUUGACCGCAUCGUCUUCCCCCUCAUCACCCUGGUGCCGCCCAUCAUCGUGGCCUUCUGCACCCACAACCUGGAGUCCCUGGUGGGCAUCACGGGCGCCUACGCUGGCACGGGCAUCCAGUACGUCAUCCCCGCCCUGCUGGUGUACUAUGGCCGGCGCCACCUGGUGCCUAUGCUGGGCACGGACGAGGUCAACAAGCACCYGUCCCCGUUCCGCCACACCUUCUGGGUGUGGUUCGUAGUGGUGUGGGCUACCUUCUGCCUCAUGUUUGUCACAGCCAACAUCAUCCUGGAGGACACCAAGAAAUGAGAACACUGACUGACUGUGAAAGACCGGUUUCUCUGUAUCCCUGACUGAUGGGCCUGAUGGAAGAGCUCCGUCUCUGGUCAUCAGGAGACCGYUCUUGAGUUCAAACUCUGUACACAUACCACCCUCAUGUUUUACUGUUCACCACCAAAUCAUCAGCCCUUCAUCAGCUCCAUGUCAGCACCCGACUGCUCUCUGUUGAACUUUGACCCCAGAAAGUUAUCAAUGGCCACAGGAAAGUUUAUGUUGGCUACAUCACCAGGAGCCAACUGGUACGGUGCCUACUGUGCCCACAAAGACUCCUCUACAGUCGUCCCAGUAUAUCUCUUUUUGCAAUCACUGGUUUGCUCAUACCAUGAACUGCACUGUUGGUUAAGGUCUUGUAAGGAAGCAUUUCACGGUAAAGUCUACACUUGUUGUAUUUGGCGCAUAUGGCAAAUAAAGUUUGAUGUGAUUUUAACCAUCUGUCUCGUGCUCGCUCGUAACGAGAACUUGUCAGCUGGCUGAUUUUGUUGUCAGCUCUUUACUUGAGGUUUUAUUACAGUUUCCUGGUAGCUCAGUUUGAUCGACUAAUUAGAUGUUACUUCCAGACAUGUGGGAACAGCCUCUUCGCCCCGAGCUCUGCUCAUGCUGAUAUCCACAUUAUACGCUUCUGUCUCKUUGUCAUGUCCUCUGGUUCUAUAUAUCUAUAUAUCUCUGCUCUAUAGAAUAUAUAUUAUGUCCCAUUAUAGUCAUCAAGUUUGGAGCCCAACUACAGGAGUCAUACCUUUGUAAAACAGUACUGUUGUUGGGGAAUGUAAAGCAUGUUUUGUGGUGUAGGGUUCCAUAUUACGCGGUCACAUUUAGAAUAGUGGUUUUCUUUUAGUAUGUAAGUGCUAAAGUAAUAGCUAAAGUGUAUCGUUAGCUGCCUGUCAUGAGCACACUCUUCGUCAAAAAGGGAAAUACUUAUUACCAUUCAUGGUUUGCACCUGCAACAUUGCACAAGUUUGCACAUAAUUGCCUUGGGUUUUACCUUUUGUGUGUUUUACGUAGACUUUUGCAAAUGGUUUAUCAUGAAGAUGUUUGUAAGGGUUGAUGACUAUGGUAUUUAUCRAACAGUCUUCAAUGGUAUUCUUAACCCAUCAAUAUAUACAGCUUGACACUAUUUAAAAUGCAUUAGACUAAUAGUCAUGCAUUGUAGCAUAUUGAUGGCAGUACYGUAUUGUUGAGGACUAUUGAAUGAGAGACCUCUGCAUGUUGUUGGUAUUGUGUGUGUUAGGACAGAAAAAGAGUGCUGACUAUUUCUGUAACACUGCUUCUCUUCAAUKUUGGGUUCCUUCUGMUAAUUAUUACAUUACAUUUCUGCAUGCAGCUCCUUCCAAAAUUCUGUAGCCAGUAGUCAGUUGUUCCUUUAAGCCUCCAGAUUGUGAUGGAUAGUUACAAAUGUGCAAUAUGCUUUGAACUGGGUUGGGGAAGUAAGAUUUCAAGUGAACAUGAACUGUUUCUGAGAGUGUUUGUCUGUGUGUGUCAGUGUAUGUGUCACUUUGAAAAGAUUUAAAAUGUGUAUGUCUGACUCUUAUUUAGAGUUGUGAAAUGUGCCUUUUUCCCCGAGUUAUUGUUUCAAUUAAUUUGUUGACUGUUGUUUUUCCUGCCACAUCUUUGUUUUAAGCAGCCUGUCAGAUAAUUUAACUGGCUUACAUGCAGAUCCUAACUGACAACCAAUAUCUCCUCAAAAUAAACUGGGAUAUCCCUGUCUUCUAAAGUGUGGGUUCGCCUCGUCUUUGUGACUUUGAGACAGUUCUGUGAUUAUUAAAGAGAUAUAUGUCAUUAACAUUGUAAUUUCAGAACAUUUCCUUAAUAUAUCAACAUUUAAUAGUGGAAUGAUAGUUUUUCACAAUAUUUUUUCCAAAAUGUUUUUAUUGGGCCCACACAAAAUUAGCAUUCUAAUGGUGCAACCUUCUUAUUGGCCAACAAAAGAUGGACUGGCUCUUGUCAAAUUAGUUCUGAGUGUUUUUUAGGCUUUUUGAGGUUGGUUAGGUUUUGCACAUUUUUAAAACAAAUGCACUAUGUAUUAUGUGGGUUGAAUGCUGUAACACAGAAUAAAACAAUGAAUUAAAGUCCCAUGAUGGUAGACUGCCCCUUACUACAUAUAAUCUUUUAACCAUCAUUUAUUCACAUUACUUCAAUAAAAUAUUUCAGUCGUGUAUAAUACAUUAGCUCUAUUUGAUGACUUUAUUUCAUUCCAAGUCAUCUCAUCUAUAUAGAGCUGCUGU